Molecule: messenger RNA, 1982 nt
Organism: Lycium barbarum (goji berry)
Lineage: Eukaryota; Viridiplantae; Streptophyta; Magnoliopsida; Solanales; Solanaceae
Product: transcription factor TCP2
Exons: 3
Coding region: 383-1651 (422 amino acids)
Biological process (GO): regulation of secondary shoot formation
Cellular component (GO): nucleus
Molecular function (GO): sequence-specific DNA binding; DNA-binding transcription factor activity
Source: RefSeq, a predicted model, not a curated record
CGAAUGUUCAUGACCUGACCUUAGGGCUUUAUACUCUCUCUCUCUCUCUCUUCACAUUUUUUUUAAAAAAAAUUAAGUACUAUUUAAAUUGCCACCCCAAAAAAUCUGGAGAAAAAAAAAAGUAUAAGAAAAGGAACUUGAAGGUUUCAUCAUGAGGACUUAUACCUUUUUUUUAACGGUCUAAUGAGGGUUGAGGAUAGUUACCCAAAACUUGAGAGCAUUUUUUUUAAUAUAUAUUUUAAACAUCUUUUUUGUUCCUUUUAUUUUUUUGGUUUGGAUUUGAUGGGGGUGGUGUAGAGAAAACUGAUUAUGGCUUUGGAGUUAUAAAAGUUGUGACAUAAGGAAGCAAAGUUACAGGAAAUUCGGGUAUGAAAGUGGUAGUAUGGAGAUGGAUGAGAUUCAAACUCAAGAGUGUAAGUUUCCAAGAAUCAGCAACAAAGGGGAUGAUGAGCAGUACCAAUAUGAAGUAGAUGAUGCAGGUGAAGUCAAAGAGAGCGGCCUUAGUGGUAUUGGUAAACUUUAUGGUUGGCCUUCAUCAAGAAUUGUUAGAGUUUCUCGUGCAUCUGGAGGGAAAGAUAGGCAUAGCAAAGUAUUGACUUCAAAGGGGUUAAGAGAUAGACGUGUUCGCCUUUCUGUCAACACGGCUAUACAGUUCUAUGAUUUGCAAGACAGGCUCGGCUGUGAUCAGCCGAGCAAGGCCGUGGAGUGGCUGCUAAAAGCAGCCGCUCCUUCUAUUGCUGAGCUUCCACCUCUGGAAGCAUUUCCAGAUACACUUCAGCUCAGUGAUGAGAAAAGGUCAAGUGUUGGAACUGAACCGGGUUUCGAUUCAGCUGAUGUUGAAAUGGAUGAUGAUGAUCCGAAUUACAACCACCAGCAGCAGCAACAACCUUGUAGUAGCAAUUCUGAGACUAGCAAAGGUUCUGGAUUGUCACUUUCCAGAUCGGAUAGUCGGAUCAAGGCACGGGAGCGAGCAAAGGAAAGAGCCACAAAGAAGGAAAAGGAGAAAGAAAACAAGUCUUCUGUUGUUGCUCAUCACCAAAAUAUGCAUCCUAGCUCUUCUUUCACCGAGCUAUUGACAGGUGGUAUGAACAAUAACAACAACAACAACAGUAACACAAGUCCUAAUGGCUCCAUUCACCAAAACACGCCGAGGCAAUGGUCUACAAAUUCCUUGGAAUACUUUACCUCAUUAGGCCCAUCAUCUACUCGUGCAAUCAACAACUCUACUGGCUUCUCGGGUCAAAUUUAUUUGGGAAAUCCUCUACAAGUGGUGUCUUCACCCAUGUUUAGUCUGACGGGGGACCAUCAACCCGAGCUUCACCACUUCCCCUUCAGUGGCGACAACGCCAUUGGGGGAAGUAAUUGUAAUGGUCAUCAAAGCACUACUAGUAAUAAUGAGCACAAUUUGAACUUCAGUAUUUCUUCAUCAUCUCCAGCAUCCAGCUUUGCUGGUUUCAAUAGGGGGACCCUUCAGUCCAAUUCAUCCUCUUCGCCGUCUACUUUGUCUCAUCACUUCCAGAGGUUUGACGGGUUACAAAGUUUAUUUCCAGGCAGCACAACUGAAUAUGAUCCUCGUUUACAGCUCUUUUAUGGUAAUGGUUAUGGCAAUGGCAACAGGCAUUCAGAUCAGAAAGGAAAAGGAAAGAACUAACUUCAUUCCUUUUCCUGCUCAUCUUCAUCCAUGACAAUUGAAGAUGGAAGCAGGCUCUGAGUCCCAAAGGAAAGCAUGCAUGCCUUUCUCUGCUACAGACUCUAUAUAUUAUGCUUCUUAAUUCCUUAUUAUGCAUCGUUCAUUUUUGAGUACUAUAAGUAGGUACCUUUUUUUUGUGGGAGAAAUCCUUGUUUGUUUCUAGCCCCACUUUAGCUGCCGCACGGUUCGAAACUCCGCAAGGUUUUGUGUGUUUUUCUAUCAGACCUCAUUUGUAUAACAGUGCUUGAGGCCUUAUAUUGAACCUAAGAUGCUGGAAUUUGCCAACUUGAAA